ACCGCACUAACAGUUGCAGUUGAGGUGCUUUCUCGGUAGCGUAAUGCAAGGAGCUGUAAUAAUUGUGUUAGGUUUGGUGUUGGGAUUAGCUGCAAGCAGCUAUGGAAUUCAAGUGCAAACGACAACAACAACAACACGUCGGCCUGAUUACGACAACUCCUAUCCAGAUGCAGACAUUGAGCAGUACGAGUGUCCCAAAACCAAGAUCAGCGGCGUGUACAAACUGACGCCCAACGACACGGCCUUGGACCGGAUCGAGGUGUACUGCGACCACAAGCUCGCCGGCGGAGACUGGAUCGUGCUCCACAGGCGCGAUUCCGGUGCGUUGAACUUUACCCGAAAUUGGAACGAUUACAAACACGGAUUCGGUGACCUCGAGGGGGACCAUUGGCUGGGCCUGGAGGAGAUGCACCUGCUGACCAGACGGGGCCAGUACGAGCUGGGAGUGGUGCUGACCAGCUCGACCAACGAGCUGUGGUACGCGUUUUACGACUGGUUUGCGGUUGGGCCGGAGCGGGAGAACUACACGCUACAUCUAGGAGACUACACCGGCGGAACCGUGCACGACUCGUUGACGUUUCACGAAGGAAAGGACUUUUCAACCAGCGAUCACGACUCGUCCUCGGGAUGUCCGAAUAUGCACGCAAGCGGUUGGUGGUUCGGGCACUGUUACGAGGCAAACCUGAACGGACUGUACAAACCUGGCAAGCGAAUCGAUUCAAUGAGGUGGAACAAACUGAGCGACCUUGGACUGCUCGGAGCGAGCAUGAUGGUGCGAAAGUAUGACUCGAUCAGAGGACAGCACGAAUUCCCGUAUUAGCAUUAAAUAGCUGGUUUUAUUCUCCAAACGCUUCAUAUAAUAAAGAUACAGAAUCUUCACGCUCA
Molecule: messenger RNA, 885 nt
Organism: Culex pipiens pallens (northern house mosquito)
Lineage: Eukaryota; Metazoa; Arthropoda; Insecta; Diptera; Culicidae
Product: ficolin-1-A-like
Exons: 5
Coding region: 44-820 (258 amino acids)
Source: RefSeq, a predicted model, not a curated record